ACCAAGUCCCCCGGCAACGAGCAGCAUCCACCCGGCAAGAGGCCGGAGCCAGCGAGGCCGAAAGGCUGGAAAGUGUGCCGGCGGCUCCGUGCGCAGCGAGCCCACCUCUCCUUCUUCUUGCCCGCCCACCGCCAACUGCAAACUCCGCUCGUUUCUUCGCCGCCGCCGAGCCCAGGGAGGGGGUUAGGAGCCGCCCCCCUCCCAGCCGCCGCUGUCGCCCCCUGCUUUUCCGGCUCUGCUCCCCGCAGCGUGCGCCCAGACCGUGCGCCUCGACAGACCCCAACCAUGUCGAUGCUACCUUCGUUCGGCUUUACUCAGGAGCAAGUGGCGUGCGUGUGCGAGGUGCUACAGCAAGGCGGGAACCUGGAACGCCUGGGCAGGUUCCUGUGGUCGCUGCCCGCCUGCGACCACCUGCACAAGAACGAAAGCGUGCUUAAGGCCAAGGCUGUGGUCGCCUUCCACCGCGGCAACUUCCGUGAGCUCUACAAGAUCCUGGAGAGCCACCAGUUUUCGCCUCACAAUCAUCCCAAGCUGCAGCAGCUGUGGCUGAAGGCGCACUACGUGGAGGCCGAGAAGCUACGCGGCCGGCCUCUGGGUGCUGUGGGCAAGUAUCGGGUGCGCCGAAAAUUCCCGCUGCCGCGCACCAUCUGGGACGGCGAGGAGACGAGCUACUGCUUCAAGGAGAAGUCGCGGGGCGUGCUGCGGGAGUGGUACGCUCACAACCCCUACCCCUCGCCGCGUGAGAAGCGGGAGCUGGCCGAGGCCACCGGCCUCACCACCACCCAGGUCAGCAACUGGUUUAAGAACCGGAGGCAAAGAGACCGGGCCGCCGAGGCCAAGGAAAGGGAGAACACUGAAAACAACAACUCCUCCUCCAACAAGCAGAAUCAACUCUCCCCUCUGGAAGGGGGCAAGCCGCUCAUGUCCAGCUCAGAAGAGGAAUUCUCACCUCCCCAAAGUCCAGACCAGAACUCGGUCCUUCUGCUGCAGGGCAAUAUGGGCCACGCUAGGAGCUCAAACUAUUCUCUCCCUGGCUUAACGGCCUCGCAGCCUGGUCACAGCCUGCAGGCCCACCAGCACCAGCUCCAGGACUCCCUGCUUGGCCCACUCACCUCCAGUCUGGUGGACUUGGGAUCCUAAGUGGGGAGGGACUGGGGCCUCCAAGGGAUGGCUGGAGCAGCAACCAACUGCAGCAACUAGGGACACUUGUAAAUAGAAAUCAGGAACAUUUUUGCAGCUUGUUUCUGGGGUUCUUUGCGCAUAAAGGAAUGAUGGACUUUCACAAACACGUUUUUAAAAAUCAAAACCAACAGCAAUCUCAAGCUUAAUCACCCUCACCCUCUUCUCUCUGACUUUUUUCCACUUUUGCAUUUCCUCUCCCAGUGCAAAGAUUGGGGGGGGGGGAGAAAAAAACCCAAACAAACAAAAGCACCCAGUCACCCCGUCCUCAUUCUGGGCAACCAAUGUGCCUGCUUUGGUAACUCUCCUUUUUUUUUAAUGAAUGGGAAUUACAAAUCAACUGAAUUUCAAUUCUUUUUAAUUUAUUUGUGGACAAAUGUUUUGGGAAGAGGAAAAGGAAAUUUCAAAGAGAGAGAGAAAUCAAAAUAGUGAAAAUAAGAGCCUCCAGCCUGGGAGGAGCUGGUUGCUUCCUUAAGGUGAAUAGGAAAACCAUGAUCUUAUUACUCUUUUGGAUGGGGAAAAAUUAAGUUUACAUUUUUCAUAUUUAGUGUUAAACAAUUUUAUGUAGGUUAAAAUGAAAGUACAGUAUUAGGGGAAAAAAAAAAAAAACCAAGUGCCUAAAUGUCUUAAUGCUCUCUAUGUGAGGCAGUUAGGAAUAGAAGUGACCAUUAGUAACACAACUAUUUUUGUCAGAUUUAGUGGAUUUUUUUGGUUGUUUGUUUUCUUGGGUUUUUUUUUUUUAAUGGUGGACUUUUAAUAUGCAUCAAUGUGAAAAAACACUUUCCUGAAUGCCAUUACUUCUCAUGCUCUGAAAUCUUUCAUAUCUGUAGGUUACCUCCUUCUGUUAAGGGUUUUUCCUGUUCCUAGUUUCUAGCUUGCAAAAAUAUGCCGACAAAUUUUGGCAACCUAGUAUUUGUUACCAAAACAGCAUGUGUUUUCAGGUUUCUUUUCUAUUGUACCUAAACCAGCCUAAAUUAAAACUUAGUAGAACACCGGGAGUACGAUUCUGUCUCUGAAAGGUGAGUUGUGGGUUGCUGUCACUGGGCCCUAUUUUUUUUUUUUUUAAGUAGUAGUUUCUUUCUUACUUAAUGGUGGUUAUGAAUUGCAGGGUACUUUGAAGGCCAUCACCUGAACCAAGAAUAAUGACUUGGUUAAUAUAUGACAGAAAAAGAGUGAAUUUAGCUUUGAAGUAUUUAUUUAUUUUUUUUAUAUUUAGAUAUGCAGUAUUGUUUACCACUAGCUCUUCUCCACAGCAUUCAUAUGUUAACUCAGCUCUUUUGUGUUAACAAGUUUAUGACAAGACUGUGAAAGUAAAAUAAUUUAUCAACUUAAGGGAAAAAAAAGGAACUCAGAACAAGGAUAGCAACAUUGUGGAUUAAUUUGUACAAAUAAUAAAAAGCAGACCAACAGGACAGGAGCUCUUUUGCCCUGCUGCCGGAUAGUGUCCAGAAAACCUCCAGUAAUCAUGUAGGUUCCAUAGAUGUAUCUUCUGUAUUCAGCUUUUAAAACUAGUCAAACAAAUGGCAUUAUUUAUUAAAAUUCUACUCAGGAUAA
Messenger RNA from Loxodonta africana (African savanna elephant), 2733 nucleotides. RefSeq names its product SIX homeobox 1 (gene SIX1). The transcript is spliced from 2 exons. Gene Ontology annotation, cellular component: transcription regulator complex; nucleus. Gene Ontology annotation, biological process: regulation of skeletal muscle cell proliferation; skeletal muscle fiber development; regulation of transcription by RNA polymerase II. Gene Ontology annotation, molecular function: RNA polymerase II cis-regulatory region sequence-specific DNA binding; DNA-binding transcription factor activity, RNA polymerase II-specific. NCBI's taxonomy places the organism in Eukaryota, Metazoa, Chordata, Mammalia, Proboscidea, Elephantidae. The record is from RefSeq and is a predicted model, not a curated record. Bases 286 to 1140 code for a protein of 284 amino acids.